Messenger RNA from Cottoperca gobio, 2484 nucleotides. RefSeq names its product serine protease 23 (gene prss23). Gene Ontology annotation, molecular function: serine-type endopeptidase activity. Bases 259 to 1401 code for a protein of 380 amino acids. Lineage: Eukaryota; Metazoa; Chordata; Actinopteri; Perciformes; Bovichtidae. The transcript has 2 exons. Gene Ontology annotation, biological process: proteolysis. The record is from RefSeq and is a predicted model, not a curated record.
AGCUGGCAGGUUUCAGAAAUAGGUCUGACGGUGCCGGACAUCCAGAGCGACUCAGCAGCAUCUGGCGCUUCAUUUGCUGUAAAACCACGAGCAAGAGUUUCCUUGUGGAGGACGAGCUCCGAGAAACUACCUGCCUGUCACCGGAGAGGAUGAGGGGAAACCUGGGGAAUUAUCCUGAGGGACUCGUCUGAUGGAGAGGAAAACCUGAGUGGGAUGUAAACACGGACUAUCGAUUUCUAAAGAGUGUUUUCCGUCACUAUGACGACCCCACGUGAGAGCAUCCUCCUGCUGACUCACCUGCUCCUCCUCCCUCUCACCCGGUCCCUCCUACACCCUCCGCCUGUCCACGUCCCCACGCUCGUCCCUCACGUGCCGACGCCUCUCCUCCGCUCCCGCUUCAGCGCUCACACUCAGCUGGACUUCACCACUCACUGCAACUCCAGCUGCUUCCACAGAGGAGAGCAGGAGGCCCAGAAGGAGCUGCUCACAGAGAAACUGGCUUUUGAGACGUUGUACGCCGACGGCUCCCGCACCCUCACCACUGUGGAUGUUGAGGGUGAUGAUGAGGAGUUUGACGGAGAUCACUUCGCUCACCCUUUACUGAGAACAGGGCCUGGAGUGAGGCAUAGGCACAAACGUGUGAGGCGGCAGAUCUAUGGAGCAGACGGACGUUUUAACAUCCAAGGUGACGACUUCCUGUUGGAUUACCCUUUCUCCACAGCCGUGCGGAUCUCCACCGGCUGCACCGGCGUUCUUGUGUCCCAGCAGCACGUCCUCACAGCUGCCCACUGUGUGCAUGAUGGGAAGGAUUAUGUCAAGGGGGCACGAAAACUCAGGGUGGGAUUCCUGAUUCCUCCAUCCAUCAACGGCACCAAAGCCGGCCUCACGUCUUCCAAGAAGCCUCUGGUCCGCUGGGUGAGGGUGAAGCGUACCCGUGUGCCAAAGGGCUGGAUCCAGGGUCCUCAGGAGGUCAGCAUGGACUUUGAUUACGCUCUGCUGGAGCUGCGUUGGCCUCACCGAAGGCCCUUCAUGCGCCUUUCUGUGGCGCCCUCCUCUGACGACCUGGCAGGGAAUCGCAUCCACUUCUCUGGCUUUGACAGCGACAGAUCCGGCGAGCUGGUGUACAGAUUUUGUCCUGUGGAAGAAGAGUCCAGCAACCUGAUAUACCAGCACUGUGACGCCCGACCCGGAGCCAGCGGCUCUGGAGUUUAUGGAAGAGUGUGGGACAACAGUUUAGAGCGCUGGGAAAGGAAGGUCAUCGGCAUCUUCUCAGGACACCAGUGGCUGGAGAUAGAUGGGGAGAACCGGGAUUAUAAUGUGGCCGUGCGCAUCACUCCUCUGAAGUUUGCUCAGAUCUGUUACUGGGUGCAUGGUAACCGACUCGACUGUGUCCAGGACUAAGAAGGACAAAAGAACAAGGAUGUUUCGAAAGUAUAGCAUGAAAAACACAAGAACGCACAAAACAUACAGGGUGAAAUGUCGUAUUUCCCCUAAAGAAAGAAGAGUGAAACAGGAUUAGCAAACAAUAUUUAAGUUGAUUAAAACCGGUAAAAAUCAGUGUUGCCUCAAAUUUAGCUCAGCUUGUUUGUGAUCCAGACAUCAGAUGACUCAAAUCCUUCCUCUGGUUAGAAUAAAUAGUUAAAGGGCAAAGAGCUAAAAGAUGUAUCGUAAAACUUUUGCUUCAAACUGGAUGAAAAGUCAAUUUAUGAUUUAUUUAUUUAUUCUGGCAGAAAACCACCAGAAACUGACGCAUGUGCAACGGGGAUAUGAAAACUACGUUUGGUGGAAAUUGUUGGAAACAUUUGGUAUAAUCAUUAUACUAUGAUGAUGAUAUAUGAUAUAUAUUUUGUAUUUACAUUAUAGUAUAAUGUAAGUACACAACGCAACAAAAUAUAUAUCAUAGGUGUAGUCGUUUUUAAACAUUUUAAUGCGGAAAUGUUAAACAUUAUUCCUUUAAAUCCACACAAAAAUAACACCUGUCAUACACCAGUAGAGCAGACUUCACUUUUGGACCCCAUCCACCAUUAUUUCUGUUUUAUUUGCUCCCUGUAACCUCUGGGCCUAUUAAACUAAUCUGCCUGUGAGAUCAUCACCAUAUUUUAAUGUGUUUUUGCCCAGUCAGAUUAAACACAGUCAGUGUUUCCACAGCAUUUAACAUAAGCCACUUUUUAUAAGAGGGAAACAACUCUUUUUUAGUAGCACGGGAUUAUGUUCCUACUGUGGAUCUAUGGACAUUUUGACUUUACAUCUUUCCUGCUCUCUUUGGGGAAAUGGUUUAGUAUUUUAAAGCUCUUUAAGGAUCAUUUGGUUUAUCCCUUUGGUCGGCAUAGUGCAUACACACUUAACAUAAUACACAGACUAACAGAACAGAUGCUUAUCGACCUUUCAGCUGACAGUAUGCUCUUCUCAGUGUUGACUGGUGAGUCAAUGUUAAUUUUAUUUUCAAAAAAUGCUUGAUAUAUUUUAAUAAAGAGAUUUAUAACA